AAGAAGUAGAAAAUGUAAAUACUAAAGAUGAUAAUUCGAGUAAGGAAAUUAAAGAUGAGAAAGAAGAAUUUCAACUUAAUUGGAUGCAUCUGACAGAAAUAAAUUCAAACAUAAUCAUUAAUUACUUCUCUGAAUUGGGAUCUUAUAAUAUAGACCUUAACUUUGAUUGGAUUAAUGAUGCAAAACAAUACUACUCAAGUACUAAUAUUAUAGAUGUUGACACCUUUUUAAGAUGUACUUCUAGUAGUUUUCGGGUAGAAAGAAACUCUAAUAUAGCUAUAAAUACUGUGAAUUAUGAAAUGUUAAAUAAAAACCAAAAAAAGCAAGAACAGAAAAAUCAUAUCUUAUUAGAGCAAUUCAAAAGCAGCUUCAUAAAAUGGUCAGAAUUAAAUCUGAACCACCCAUACUUAGAAGGUUGGAUCUUUAAAUUGUCUAUUGCCAAAAUCUUUGCUAUGCAUAUUGGUGAUUAUAAUUCCAAAAUAGCAGACUCUGAUGUUGUAAAAAGUCUUGAAGCUCAACUUUUAUUAGCCAAAGGAGUGUACAAUGGACUAUUAUCUUUUCUUGUUGCUGUCUUUAUUGCUUUUGAUAAUUACAAAAAGCCUACUAUUACAACUUUAGAUAGUGUCAAAGUUAUGCCAAUCAUACCUAUACAAUGUAUUUGA
Molecule: messenger RNA, 662 nt
Organism: Cetraspora pellucida
Lineage: Eukaryota; Fungi; Glomeromycota; Glomeromycetes; Diversisporales; Gigasporaceae
Source: the annotation of a GenBank genome assembly